ACAGGAGGAAGCUGGAAUCAAACCCACAACUUUUGGUUGCAAGACAGAAAAAAGUAAAGUUCAAACCUGAAAGUCCAGUUUUAGGAUCAUUUGAUGCAAAUGAAACAGAACAUUUAAGCAGAAAACAUCAGAAUACUCUACAGUUGGCUAAUGUCUUCUCUGUGCAACCUUCAGGUAUUUCGUCCUCAUGGGUCAUUGAGCUGCUUUAACUUUAAAACUUUGAAACAUCAAUAACAUUUAAAAAGUAUAUAUAAAAUCAUUUGUUUUAUUUUCUUCUGUAUUUGAAUCCAUCUGCUUCAUUUUUAACUCGGGUUCGGCUGCUGAAUUACUGGGACUUUAUUUAUUUAUUACUAGCAGCUUUAUUUUGAAAUCCCUGACCACUCGUUGGCUACUUGUUGUGAACUGGUUGGCCUGGUAACGGCUGGAGGGGGGGAGGAGCCAGAUGACGGGCGAACCAAUGAGGGGACAGAGAUCAACAGGUGAGCAGAAAAGACACACCUGAACCCUGCCACUGCAACACAACACCGAGGCAUUGGAAGAGGAGGCGGCCGCGGCUCAGAGAGGCUCCUGGGACUUAACAUCCUGACAGACAGGGCCGGGAACCAGAGAAGCCGGGUCCAUUUCGGCGCUCCGCCUGCUUUGGACCAAGCAGGAGAAAACUGUGAAUUAUUGCGUGAAUCAGAGGUCCAUUUAUCUGGCUCGUCGGAGUUGGGGGGACUGUUUUUACCUGACACGGAUUAUUGAUCAGACAUUAAUCUGCUUUCUGCGCUAAAAAUAGCGGCAAUGUUCGAGCAGUGCGGGAGCAGCAGCGACUAGUUUCAGCAGCUUUCAGGUUUAGUUCGUUAAUCUUUAAACUCCCGCAGCACCAUGAUCAGCUCCGAAGGGCUGCGGCCCGCCACCGGCUGCAGGAAGCCGCUGGGGAAGCUCGCCUCCCGCCUGGAGGAGGUGAAGAACCCGUGGAGGGAGGGCUCCAAGCUGGAGCUGAGCCACAACGAGGCGGCCCGGUUGGCCACGGACGCGCUGCUGGAGCACGGAGAGAAGGAGUACCGGAGAGUCCUGGCCGAGGAGCGGGAGCUGAACUUCCUGUCCCCGCUGGAGAUCCGCUACAUCAGCCAGCAUGCGGUCAGCAGGACCUCCGACCCCGACAGCUGCAACGACCGGGACGACGGGGACGCGGACGCCGUGUCCGAGCUCACCUCCGGGACAUACUUCCCCAUGAUGUCCGACGACGAGCCGCCGAUGCUGGAGCUCGGCUGGCCGGAGACCCCGGUGGGGUUCGGACCGUCAGAGACCCAGAUCUACUUCCAGAGGGACAAGACCCACAACAUGAAAGACCUGAUCAGGUCCAUGAUCAAUAGGGCUAAAAAGGUCAUCGCCGUGGUGAUGGACAUCUUUACAGACGUGGACCUGAUGUGUGACCUGAUGGAGGCGUCCAACAAGCGGCGAGUCCCCGUCUACAUCCUGCUGGACGAGAAGAACCUGAGCUACUUUACAGACAUGUGUGUGGCGCUGGACGUUCAGAACUCACACCUGAAUAACAUGCGGAUUCGCACUGUUUGUGGUGACACAUACUGCACCAGAGGUGGGAAGAAGUUCACCGGUCAGGUCCUGGAGAGGUUCAUGAUCAUCGACUGUGAGGAGGUCAUUGCAGGCUCAUACAGUUUCACCUGGUUGUCGGCUCAGGUGCACAGCAACAUGGUGAUGCAUUUCUCAGGUUGCAUCGCAGACAGCUUCGAUCGGGAGUUUCGCUGUCUGUAUGCCGACUCGCAGAUAAUCGACAGAUUCAACACAAAAGAUGAAGAGAUGCCUUAUUACCCAUCAUACCAGCCCUUUCUGGCCCCUGGGAUAAGCAUGGGGAUCGCUGGGCCCCUGGGACUGGACUUAUACUCUGACAGGCAGCGGGACAGGAGUUGUUCUGAAAACUCCAGCAGCCAAUCAAGUAACAGCGUGUCCAGUAUUAAGAUGGCUCCUGGAAUGACCUCAAACGUCUACAAAGUCACUCAGGUUCAUGAGAAGGAGUCAGCCAGCUCGUCUCUCCAAAGCCCAGAGCGAAGAACUGGAGGUGCACUAAGAGUAGGAGGACAAGCCUUGGGGCUGCGAGGUUCUCCAAAUGGGGGAACCAGUCACAACCCCAUUACCGAUCGCCAAUUACCAACUUAUGCUCAAUCAACAAGCAUUGAGUGGAACAAGCCCAACCCAGUUGAACACUUGCGAGCAAAUAUUGGCAGCGCUUCCACUAAAUUUCAGGGACUGGGCUUGUAUGACCUCAAACCCACCUUGUUUCAAAGCAGCCCAAACACAAACCUGAACCAUAAGAUCCAGACACCUUUCCCACUCAAUGAUACUAUACACACCCCGAAGCAAAGGACACCCCCCAGCCAGCUCCUCAACAAAAUGUCCGACAAACUCCUGCCAUUCUCUUCCAAAGAUAAAGAGACCUACAACUUCCGUAGGUCACCAUCCCCUCUGAACUCCUCACCCUGGGGGGGACCAGAGCUCUCUCAGCCAGAACCAGAGAGCCAGCAGUGCCCGCCACCGCCAAUGUCUCCGCCGGGGCUCAUGAGUCGCCAGGACCAGAAGCGAAUGACGUUAGGCCACAGCAAGUUGGACCUGGUGAACCACUACAACAAGCUGAAAACUAAGCAGGUUUACAGCCGCUUUGAGCUCAAGAGCAAAAACUGAAGAACAUAUCAGAGGCUUCCUUUAUGUCCGACUGUACAACUAAGGACUGCUUGGUCCUUAUCAGAGAUCUUUUUAAUCCUUAAUAAGCUCUUUAUUAUCUUCCACUGUCUGGAAAUGUGGAAAUCAAACUAAGGCAGCCAUUUUGGCUCUGAGAUGCUGUUUAGUUUCCCUCCUGAAACGAAAUAAGGACCAACUGUAUGUCUGUUUUUAGGAUGAUCUUGGUUUUCAACCCUUUCUAAUUCAUCAUCUACUGUUUACUCAUCAUGUUCUAGAAACCAAGGUUGUAGCAAAGAGCUAAUACUUGAUUAAACCUUAACUCGACACUCCAGGAACACUUUUCCCCAAAUGUUGCUGUAAAUAAAUACAACCAUAUAACCAUUUUAGUGUGUAAAGACUUUAAAUAUAGUUUAAAUAUAGUUUCAACCCCCGGCAACAAUUGGAAGCAAUUAGAGUUUAAAAUAAGUGAAACUCUUAAAGUUAUUAAAAUGUCAGGUUAUUUUAAUAAAUCCUGUAAAAAUUAUAGCUAAACUAAUACAUCGUGUUGAAAGCUAAUGUAUUAUUAAGUUUCAUUAAUGCAGAAUUAAACAUUCCCUGGAUGAGGCCGUAGAGUGACCCAGUUGGCUUCAGUUAGAGGAUGCAGCUGGAAAUUAAAGACACAAAGAUUCCCAAUUUACUGAUUUUUCUUUCCAAUUGAAGCUUUAUGAAUUUUCAGGAACAAACAUUUUGAAACAUUCCAGCAUAGAUUUUCCCAGUUUACCCAGAAGCAGAAAAAAACAAUAAGGUACAACAUAAAAGUGCAUAAUUCCCUGGUUCUGUCAACAGUAACAGAGAUAAGAGAGAAACAUUUUUUACAAAAAGUCAAUUUAACAUUGUGUCAGCAGCACAGACCCAGUAUCAGAGUGGGGGGUCUGGCCUGCUUCAGUCUACCAGUACCUGUAUGUCUUCAUCUUUCAUCCUGGGCCUUUUUUCUUGCUAUGUUCUAUUUGACAAAGAUCAUUUAGUUCCUAAAAUAAAUCUUCUCUUGAUCUGAAAUGGCAGAAUCCUUGAAGGAACAUUCAUCUUAACCAAUCUUAUUCAACCAAUAGGAGACCGAACUACCUUUUGAAGUCAUUUUUAGCAGAUGUCAACCAUUGUUUUAAAAUUGAGUUCAAAGGGCGCUUUAACAUUUUCUGAGACCCUGUCAGGAAUUACCCAGGCCGAUGCAAAACCCGGUGGUAGAUGGGACCAAACUGGCCUAUAAUAAAGGAGCAAUGAGAUUCUCAGGAUUAGUAAUAAACAUUAAAGCGUCAUCAGCGUAUAGUGAGAUUCAGUGUUCUAUCUCUCCUAACUUGAAUGCAGAAAAACCUUGUUGAAUCCUAAAAGCCUCUGCAGGGAUUCGAGCACAAGUGCAAAUAAUGAUGUCGAGAGGGGAGAACGACUUACUGAUAUCUGAUGGCAUUGAAAUUCCAGUUACCAUAAAAAGAGAAAAGAAAUCAAGUUUACUAUGUAGAAUCAGGAGAAAACACAUGUUUAUUUUUAUUAAUUCAUUGUUUUAUUUUGUUAUAUGUGCGAUGUUUAAAAAGAAAGCUGUUAUCUCCAGUUUUUAGGAAUGUGAUCAUUAGGGAAAAUAAAACCUCCUCCUGAUUUCCUGGUAACACGUGCCUUGAUCAUCCCGCCUUAAGGUUUACAGCCAUGUUUCUUACUGUUCUGUCUCUAAUGAACUGAAUGAGGGACAACCGUGAGAUUUUCUUCUGUUCAGCGCAGGAACAUCAACAGUAACGAUGUUAACAGAAGCAGCAGAAUAUUUGAUUCUGCUGAGCGAUAAUGAGACAUAAAACUUUGAAGUUUCAGGGCAUUUUCUUCACAGCAGAGCAGAUGAUGAUGUUCUGUUGUGAAGUUCUGCUGUGCUGCUUCCAUUGGGUUGGUUCUGAAGGCACAUCAGGGCUUUAACCUCGGCGGUAAGAAAUAAGCAGUGAUCACAUGAUCUGUUUGUUUACGACUCGUGAGAUUUUGAACAUUUGUUUCCAUUAUUACCUUCAGUUGAACUGGCGACAGAAUUUGAUCUGCUCAGCUGAAUAAUCUGUAUUUUUAUUGUACAUAUAGUUCAGAAAAUGUCAUUUGGGAAAAAAAAGCCCUGAUUACUUGUUUUAUGUUUAACAUUUAUUAUUCAUGGCAAAAUGUGAACGUUGGUCUUCAUUUUUAAGAUGAACAAAUUUUAAUAAAACAAAAAACUGA
Molecule: messenger RNA, 4896 nt
Organism: Girardinichthys multiradiatus
Lineage: Eukaryota; Metazoa; Chordata; Actinopteri; Cyprinodontiformes; Goodeidae
Gene: sack1c
Product: family with sequence similarity 83 member C
Exons: 5
Coding region: 868-2682 (604 amino acids)
Source: RefSeq, a predicted model, not a curated record